This is a messenger RNA of Paramuricea clavata, 362 nucleotides long. Lineage: Eukaryota; Metazoa; Cnidaria; Anthozoa; Malacalcyonacea; Plexauridae. The record is from the annotation of a GenBank genome assembly.
AUAUCAAGGAUGCUGUUGCCACAGGCAAUGGUGAGUAUCUGUCAAUCCUAAGGAAACAGUUGUUCAUUUCUUUGCCACACCUGGCUUCACUGAAUUUGCAAUUGAAAUGUUUAUCAACAUUUUGCAAUGCCAAGUUUUGCUAUCAGAAGGUGAAGCCCACAGCUGUGAGAAUGGGCUGCUACAGUGAACUGGAAAGGUGGUGCUGGGAAAAUGUUGAAAUCGACCUAUUCCAAGAAAAUCGGAACUGUGAGAUGAAGAAGUUGAUAAAGGUGAUGGGAGCAAACAAGAUGGAUAAAGUGAGUGGCAGAGCAAGCAAAGGAUCAGGAGGUAUGACAAAAAUUGUGGAAACAUUUGAAGACCAA